UUGUUCCCAUAAGUCUGGUAACAGAGUCAGAAAACUUUCUCACUAAAUACCAGUAAGACUUCAUACAACUCACAAUACUGUAUACUGUGAUCAUCACAACAGCCAAGGAACAUAGUUGCCUACUGAAGUACCAUGAUAUCAUCUUUAAAGUGUAUUCAUCAUACUUUCAUCAGCAGAGUUCAUCUUCCUAGGACCUACCUCUUCAUAUUUCACAAACACCAAAUACCCAUCUGAACAAAGCCUCAAUCAGGCUACCUAACAGAAGAGAGUGACUGAGCUCACGACUGGCUGCCAGCUUUACCUUUCUCUCUUCACCAUUUAAAACUUCAGACUUCCUGCUUUCCUGGUGUCAUGGAGAAAGUCCAAUACCUCACUCGCUCUGCUAUAAGAAGAGCUUCAACCAUUGAAAUGCCUCAACAAGCACGUCAAAAUCUCCAGAACCUAUUUAUAAAUUUCUGUCUCAUUUUAAUAUGUCUCCUGUUGAUCUGCAUCAUUGUGAUGCUUCUCUGAAGUUCUGCUGCAGUCCCCAGUGAUGCAACUUGUCACCAUCAGCUUAAAAUCUGCCAUCCCAUGAAGAGAGGGAAAUACUACAUACCAGACCACUUCCUAAAUAGAAGAAUUCCUUUGUGAAAAGGUCAAGAUACAGAGCAAACAAUUGUUAGCAAAUGUAUUCAUCUGUGGGAUUUUGUAAACAUGAAAAGAGCUUUAUUUUCAAAAAUUAACUUCAAAAUGACUAUAAGUGUGUAUAAUGUAAUACCAAAUUCCUCUAUAGAGCUUGUAAGUGUCUAUCCCAAAUUCCUUCUGAGGAUGAACUAGAAUUUAGUUUUGAAACUGCACUGCUAACCAGUUCACUUCACCUAUAAAGCAUUAGCUUCACUUUUUGGGGUAACUGUAUAUUGUACUGUAAAAGCCUCUUUGGUGUAUAAGUAUUUUUCAGAUUUUCACCAAGUGUGUACCAAAAUAAUCAUUCAAAUGAAGUGUUCAUUUGAAAUAGUGAUUCCUCACAUUUAUUACCUUUGUUCUUAUCAUUCAGAAGUCUUUGUAGUAACUUUUAAACCCUACAUUUUAAAAUUGAAAUUGUAUUCUUUCUCUGUACUACACUAACAUUUUUAAGGUUUCUGAGAAACAAGUAUGAAAAAGCAAGGCCAUACUCUUACAUAAUUAAAAUUUCUCUUAACUAAUUUUUUCAAAGAAUUCCAGAAUGCUAGUAUACAUAGGCAAAUAAUAAAUCUGUCCUCUCCAGUACAUUAUGAUCAGCAGAUGAGAACUUUUGGUUAACUUAACAGCAGAGAGUAUAAUUAGCCCUAAUUAUUAAUACACUACUAGAAUCUAACCUUAAUUUAAGGCACUGCAGUUGAUUAUAUGAAUACAUAACUUACUACACUAUGCCUUUUGAAUCAUGAAAGCUUAAGACUUUAGAGUGAUUUUAUAGAUUGUCUUCUAUUCUAACCUCAUACUCAAGGUAGGCAAGGAAAAGAAUGAAAAAAAAAAAAGAAUAAGAGAAAAAUAUAUUAUUUCAAACAUUAAAAAAAAUAAAAAUCUGGUUCCCCCAAAUUAAUUAUUUGAUCACAUUUUGACAUAAACUUUUUGUCCUACUGUUUAUUAACAGGAUAUAGCUAUUUUCCUUAAUCUAUCAACCAGAUGGUCAUUACCUACCUAUUUGGUAGGCUAUUCUACCAUGCUAAAUUAUGAAUCCAGCAAUGCUAAUCAACAAUUGUUUUCCUGCCAAAUACAUUUUCAAUUUCCCCUGUGAUCAUUUAAAAAUACCUUUCAACUCAUAAUGGAAGUAAAAAAAAUUGUUGUUGGAAAAUACAUUCACCAAAAUGUCAUAAUUUAACUUGACUCAGUUUAAAAAAUAGGUCUAAAGUAAUUUAUACCUAUACUGCAUAAUCCAGUAAUUUUAACUUUAAGACAUAUUACUAACAUAGCAUUAUUAAAAGAGUAGAGAACACAUAAUUUAAUGACCUUCCAAAAUGUGGCCACUGAAGAAUCUGAAAAGUCAGUAUACCGACUCUGGAUUGUAGCACUAGUGCUACUAACAGUAUCAUAAAGAAGACCAUGCUUUUUCCUGGGUAUAUGAGAAGUCCUGGAGAUGGGGAGGGAGACAGUUUUGGUUCACUGAUACCUGAGAAAAGAAGAAAAGGGGAUCUCAUACUGACCAGAGGAUUUCUUUGCAAAGCCUCAUCUAUGGGUAGGAAAUCCCUAAUAUCAAUUAAAAGCUUAUAAAUAACAAGCAAUACAUUCACCUCACUGGUGUCAGUAAUUACUUGUGAAAAAAGUAACCAUAUUCUAUUAUUAGCUGCACUGAUCUUAGAAGUAAGUGGAAAAUGUGAAAUGCUAAACUCUAUGCCUUCCAUUAUAUUGUUCACUAUAACAUCAACAUCAAACUAUAAAAUGUGAAGUUAUGGGGAUUUUCCUAAGUAAAAUAGGAAUAAAUAAGUUUUUGUUUUCAUUCUGCCCUUAAUAGAAAUUAAAACCUUUUUCUUGGUGGAUUAUAGAGUAUGUAACUCAGAUUAUAAUGUAGAACAAAAAACUAUUCUUUAAAUGGAACUUAUUUAUUCUGUUUAUUGUAAUAUGUAAAGAGUAAGACAUAAUAAAACAAUGUAUUUAAAAAUGUUUAGAUAUCAAAUGUCCUUUCUCCUGUAGAAUAAAUUUAUAGGGUACUUAAUUUAUAGGGUACUAAAAAUGAACUAAUUUUUAAAUGUUUAAUGUUGCCUUUUAUACUUUAGUUGGUUCAAAAUGUUUAUUUAAUGCAAACCACCUACAAUAAAAAGAACCUUUUUGAACUCA
This is a messenger RNA of Suricata suricatta (meerkat), 2790 nucleotides long. It is a transcript of the gene PLN, whose product is annotated as phospholamban. The record is from RefSeq and is a predicted model, not a curated record. Gene Ontology annotation, biological process: negative regulation of calcium ion import into sarcoplasmic reticulum; negative regulation of heart rate; negative regulation of ATPase-coupled calcium transmembrane transporter activity. The transcript has 3 exons. The coding region runs from base 352 to 510 and encodes 52 amino acids. Gene Ontology annotation, molecular function: ATPase inhibitor activity. Lineage: Eukaryota; Metazoa; Chordata; Mammalia; Carnivora; Herpestidae. Gene Ontology annotation, cellular component: membrane; sarcoplasmic reticulum.